AGGGCCCCGAGGCCGUGAAGCAGAAGGACCUCGGGGACGGAACCUUUGGCUUCGAGUAUUUCCCAACCGUGCCCGGGACCUACACGGUGACAGUGACCUGGGGGGGACAGCACAUCCCCCGCAGCCCGUUCGAGGUGAAGGUGUCCCCCGAGGGGGGAUCUCCCCGGGUCCGGGCCUGGGGGCCGGGGCUGCACGGGGGGGUCGCCGGCAAAUCGGCCGAUUUCAUGGUGGAGGCCAUCGGGGACGACGUCGGGACCCUCGGUUUCUCAGUGGAUUUCAGG
Neopelma chrysocephalum (saffron-crested tyrant-manakin) is the source of this 281-nucleotide messenger RNA. Its product is annotated as filamin-A-like. NCBI's taxonomy places the organism in Eukaryota, Metazoa, Chordata, Aves, Passeriformes, Pipridae. The annotation marks the transcript as partial. The record is from RefSeq and is a predicted model, not a curated record. Gene Ontology annotation, biological process: actin cytoskeleton organization. Gene Ontology annotation, molecular function: actin filament binding. The transcript is spliced from 3 exons.